Molecule: messenger RNA, 189 nt
Organism: Dibothriocephalus latus
Lineage: Eukaryota; Metazoa; Platyhelminthes; Cestoda; Diphyllobothriidea; Diphyllobothriidae
Source: the annotation of a GenBank genome assembly
GGCACAACUGCCCUCAGUCUCCGGCCAACGGCUGCCUCCUCCGUCACGUCGACUUCCUGCCCCCUCUCCCCCUCCACCCUGCCCCCUUUCGACUUCAUAAAGCAACCCAAGCAGGAGGAGGCUGACACGGCGGAGCAGGAGGAGGAGGAAGAGGAGGAGUGCAGUGACGUCGUCGGACCUGCGGAAUGA